Hibiscus syriacus is the source of this 2107-nucleotide messenger RNA. RefSeq names its product regulation of nuclear pre-mRNA domain-containing protein 1B-like. The record is from RefSeq and is a predicted model, not a curated record. Lineage: Eukaryota; Viridiplantae; Streptophyta; Magnoliopsida; Malvales; Malvaceae. Gene Ontology annotation, biological process: mRNA 3'-end processing. Gene Ontology annotation, cellular component: RNA polymerase II, holoenzyme. The coding region runs from base 347 to 1915 and encodes 522 amino acids. The transcript is spliced from 10 exons. Gene Ontology annotation, molecular function: RNA polymerase II complex binding.
AGUUCAUACAGUUACCCUCACGAAACCCUUUGCAACACAGAGAAACGCAUUUUGAAACAAAACCCUAAUCCCCAAAUAAAACAAGUGUUUCCCCUAAUUCACUAUCCAAGGCGACAGAAAUGGACCAACUUUUUAUGCUCAUCCGCCGUUGAUUGUCGCCUGCGUCACCAGCUGUCGCCUUUUGCAGUUGAAGCCAACUGAUGGUGAUUUAAGUUUUCAUGAUAUUCUCUGACUAGUGAGGAACCAGGAACUGUUUAGCUGUGGAAUAUUAGCAGCUUCUUUUGGAAAGUUGCAUUUUAAAGGUCUCUAUUGUCUGUCAUUGUUGCUCAGCCCUUCAAUAGAAACAAUGGGCAGUUCAUUUAAUGCUCAAAUCUUGGUGGAAAAGCUAUCCAAGCUUAAUAACUCACAAGCAAGCAUCGAGACUUUAUCACAUUGGUGUAUUUUCCAUAUGAAUAAGGCAAAACAAGUUGUUGAAACUUGGGAUAGACAAUUUCAUUGCUCUCCACAUGAGCAGAGAUUGGCCUUUCUGUAUCUUGCCAAUGAUAUUUUGCAGAAUAGCAGGCGUAAGGGAUCUGAAUUUGUUGGUGAAUUUUGGAAAGUUCUUCCUAAUGCUCUCCGUGUAGUGAUUGAAAAUGGAGAUAAAUUUGCAAGGAAUGCUGCAUUGCGCCUGAUCCGUAUAUGGGAAGAGAGAAAAGUAUUUGGUUCUCAAGGACAAAUUCUGAAGGAAGAGCUUGUUGGCACACAAUCAGAAAACAAUAAUAGAAAUGGCAGGCAUGUAGGCCUCAAGUUGCAGAAGCAACCUGUUAAAAAUACGGUGGACAAAAUAGUUUCAGGCUAUGAUGUCAUUUAUGGUGGUCAGAUGGAUGAAAAUGUUAUAUUCAGCAAAUGUAGGAAUGCUAUUAGUUGUAUUGAGAAAGUAGAUAAAGAGAUUGGGACCGAUGUCAAUACAGGGAAGUUCAAUGGAUCUACGCUUGUGGAGGAGGUCCAGGGUCAGCAUGCUGUAUUGAGAGACUGCAUCGAGCAGCUAACAGCUGUUGCCUCAUCAAGAGCUAGUCUAGUCUCAUAUUUGAGAGAGGCUCUUCAGGAGCAGGAGUUCAAGUUGGAGCAAGUUCAUACUGAGCUUCAGGCUGCACAGUCCCGAUCGGAACAUGCUGCUAAUAUCUGCAGACUAUUUUUAAAUAUUGACAAUCCCCAGUUGGUAGCUGAGCAAAGUUCAAAGGGAUCUCAAACAUCUGUUGCAGCUCAAAGUUUUAUUCCAUCAGCUAUGGAGCAAUCAGCUCCUGUCAUGUAUGCCCGGCAAGCAUCUUUUGUUGAUAAUUCUGGCCACAUUGAGGAAGAUCCUCGGAAAUCUGCAGCUGCUGCAGUAGCUGCAAAGCUAACUGCAUCAACUUCCUCUGCCGAGAUGCUUUCCUAUGUCCUGUCUUCUCUUGCUUCUGAUGGUGUCAUUGGUAAUCCUUUGAAAGACUCAUCUGGUGAUUACCCUUCUGAGAAGAGGCCUAAGCUUGAGAAUGACCAGUCUUACAUGCCAUCUCAGAAUCCUCAAGCUUCAGUUUCGCCAUUCCCUCAUCCUGAAUCUCUCCAACACAAUGCUGUGACCACCACCAAGCGGUUGACUCAAAAUAAUGAAGUGCCACCACCUCCAUCAUCGUCUCCUCCACCACUGCCGCCGAUGCCACCAUACGUUGUACCCCAGUACAUGCCGACUGGUGGAUCAAUAAAUGGUGUGCCAUAUAGCUAUAGCAUGACACCGUUGCAGCAGCCUUCCUUGCCUGGUUAUUCCAUGGCGGGGGCUGCAAUGACUGGCAUAUCCUUAUUUGCCACAUCAUCAACUAAUUCUUACCAGAGUUUCCAAGGUUCUGAAGGUUUUUAUAACCAGACCUCAUCAGUGCCAACGGAAUCGAUUUCUCGACAAUAGAACUCAAGUUGGGAUAUGCGUUAAAACUGAGUUGUUUUUGUUAGAUAAGACCAUUUGGUUCUUCCGAAACUUCAGUCUAGGAUGUGCACAAUGUAAAUUUAUUGUGACAUAUAUUAUCAAUUGUGUUAGUCUGGUAUUUUAAAACUAUUUGUGGCAUUCUUGAAUUGUAUAAGAAAAUCAGAGUUAGGUUAA